UGCCCGAGCGCUGGGACCGGGCAGGCCCUGGGCUGCUCCCAUCUCCCCAGCGUCACUCACACCGUCCUCCCCACAGAGCCGGGGGUGAGGGGGGAGGUGGGGGAGACCGUCAUGGCCCCCCGCGCCUGGUUCGCCCUCCUGUCCGUCCUCGGCAGCGUCCCCCUGCUCCUCGCCGAUGUCACUGACCACUUCCACCAUCCCGCUGGCUGCCAGCAAUUCUUCUACCAGGGCCAGCCCCCGUCGGGCUUCGUCGGCUUCUCCCAGACCCGGCUCUGCCAACGUCUGGACGGCAGACUCUACUUCGCCACCCUGUAUGACCGCUCGGCCCAUCUGCCCGUCUACUCCGCCUUCCGCUUCAAGUACAGAGCAGAGGGGGUGCCCCGCGGGAAUGGGACAGACACCAGCUGGAAGUACGAAAGGCAGCUGGUGGACCCGCUCUCCGACGGCAACAUGACCCUCCUGACCCCGGCGGCCCUGCGGGACCCUGCUGUGCGCCGGAGCCAGGCUGCGGACGGGGCCUACCCCCUGCUGGUGGGGGGCGUCCGCUACGUGCGGGGGCAGCUCAACCCCGCCAACCUGCAGGGCAGCAGGGGGAGCCGCAGUGCCACCUACACCCUCACAAACGCCGUGCCCUACCCACGGCCCUUCCACCAGGCGGGGUGGCGCCCGGUCCUCAGGGAGAUGGCCGCCCGGGUCCGCCGGGAGUGCGGCAGCUCUCCGGCCUUCCUGGUGUCCGGCGCCGCGCGCCAGGCCAGGGGCAAGGAGCUCUGGGUGCCCUCUCGGGGUAAGGGCCGGUCGGCCGUGCCCCAGCUGCUCUGGAUGGCCUUCUGCUGUGGGCCAGGGGGUGCCAGCGGGGCAGCGGUGGGUCACCCGCGGGGCACCGGGAGGUUGGCGCUUGGCCCACUGGGGGAGCUGGGACCCUAUGAGACGCGGGAGGUCUCCCUGCGCCAACUGGAGUCCGCGCUCGCCAUCCAAAUGGGCCGCAGCUCCGUACACAUCUACAAGGGGGGCUGUAGGCAGCCAGCGUCAGGGAACUAGGCCCCCCCUCCCCACCCCCCUCACACUCUGCCCGACCCCCCACACUCCCCCACUCCACCCCCCACACUCCCCCAACACCCACCCACUCCCCCCCAACACCCCCUCACUCCCCCAACACCCCCACACUCCCCACACACCCCCACACUCCCCACACACCCCCACACUCCCCACCACACUCCUCCCCACCACACUCCUCCCCACCACACUCCCCCCACACACUCCCCCCACUCCGGGGAACUGGAAUCCAGACACACCGAGGGGGAGAGAGGGAGGGAGAGGGAGGGAGGGAGAGAGGGAGGGAG
This is a messenger RNA of Hemiscyllium ocellatum (epaulette shark), 1340 nucleotides long. RefSeq names its product endonuclease domain-containing 1 protein-like. NCBI's taxonomy places the organism in Eukaryota, Metazoa, Chordata, Chondrichthyes, Orectolobiformes, Hemiscylliidae. Bases 112 to 1038 code for a protein of 308 amino acids. The record is from RefSeq and is a predicted model, not a curated record. Gene Ontology annotation, molecular function: hydrolase activity; nucleic acid binding; metal ion binding. The transcript has 2 exons.